AUGGUGAAGAAAGGGAAACAACUCAGUGAAGGAGAGACCAGGCUGCUUCUUGAUAAAUAUCAAAGCUAUCUGAGCCGAGUGGGGCCCAUGAAAACUUUUAAGAACAAAAAAGCCAUGUGGGCAGCCAUCUCGGAGGAUAUUGCUAAUGACCUCGGCUCCCACAAAACAGCAGAUCAGUGUCAGAACCGUUUUAAAACUAUAAAGAAACGCCGGACGGAACGGAAACAGCACAAUGCCUCAUCAGGUGCAAAUCCUACUCUGUGUGAAAUGAUGUGGAAGAUACACAUGCACAGAGAAGAGCAGCGGGAACGUCGCCACAAAGAGAAGUUGGAGGUUUUGCGCAGUCUUCUGGCUCCUGAAGAAGAUCUUGAAGCCUAAUGGUAGGCGUGU
Molecule: messenger RNA, 390 nt
Organism: Ixodes scapularis (black-legged tick)
Lineage: Eukaryota; Metazoa; Arthropoda; Arachnida; Ixodida; Ixodidae
Exons: 3
Coding region: 1-378 (125 amino acids)
Source: RefSeq, a predicted model, not a curated record